AAGCAAGAAAGGAUAAAUCAUCAAAACAAAAAAAAAAACUAAAGAUGAAGAUCAUAGUAGUACUCUUUGUUUCCCUUGCAAUAUUCCUUCCAUUGGCAACUUGCAACAACAACCAACUAUUGGUAGAUGUACUUGAUAUCGAUGGUAAACCCCUCAACGCAAGCCGUAGGUAUCACAUACUUCCGGCCUACAACACUAUGAGAGAUGGAGGCGUAAGCCUUGCUAAUCUCGGGGAUCAAUCACAAAACACUUGUCCAACAUCGGUCGUGCAAUCAAAAGAUGUUACAGACAAUGGUAUCGCAGUUCAUUUUAUGCCUAAAGAUCAAACAUAUGAGCAUAUUGUAGCAUACUCUCCCGUAAACAUCAGAUUCUAUCUUGAUAAUUUUAAUCCAUGUUCUAACCUAAUGGUGUGGAAGGUGGACCACCUUCGUGAAGACGUGCCGCUAAAUGGCCACACCAUUAGCACGGGUGGAGAGUUGGUAAAUCCCAUUGAUGUGAGUAGAUGGUUCCAAAUUGAGCCUGUUGCGAAUAACAAGUAUAAGCUAGUGUUUUGUCCCCGCAUAAAAUGCUACGAUAUUGGCCGUUUUCGUCAAAGUGGAUAUUAUCGUUUGGGUCUCUCGGAGAUACCAAUGUACUUUCAGUUCAAACUUCAUCCUCCCUAUGGAAAGACCCAAACUUAUUGAUCGUCAUCAUAUAUUAUAUGUAUGCCUCGAUUUACUCUCGAAUGAAAUCAUGACUAUGUAUUAUGUAAUAAUAAGGACCUUAGUCCAAAUAAUAAU
Solanum tuberosum (potato) is the source of this 779-nucleotide messenger RNA. Its product is annotated as miraculin-like. The transcript has a single exon. The coding region runs from base 45 to 683 and encodes 212 amino acids. Gene Ontology annotation, molecular function: endopeptidase inhibitor activity. The record is from RefSeq and is a predicted model, not a curated record. NCBI's taxonomy places the organism in Eukaryota, Viridiplantae, Streptophyta, Magnoliopsida, Solanales, Solanaceae.